CUCAUUAUUAUUUUCACUCAUCCGACACUGGCAACCGUUUGCACAGCUUUGUUUUCGAGCCUUUGUCUCCUUCUUGAUUUAUUCUUCUCUUCCUUCAUUUGACAGUACUAUUUGCAUCAAACCAUGUUGUGCUCCAAGACGAUUGUCAACUCCACUCUUCGUUUGCUCUCCAUUGGAGCUCUGCUCUUGUUGUUGUUGGGAUCCUCCAACGCCACAACAACUCCUCCUCCGAGCGAUUGCGUCGACUCGUGGAGCGAUCUCAACCAGGCGUUCGUUGUCACCGACGACGACGCAAUGCCCAUUCUCAAGACGGUUGUCAUUUGUCCCGGCGCCGUCUUGGACGCGACAGGUGGAGCCAUCACCAUUGAUGGACAAGGAUUGGUGACCCUUCAGUGUGGUGACCAUGGACUUGUAGAAGACAGUUGUGUCAUUCAAGGCGGCGACCGCCAGUUCGACAUUGUUGGCCGCUACGCGAUGCUUCGAGGACUCACAUUUCGAGGCGCUUCUUCGUGUGCUGUUAGCGUCGAGACAGACAUGCCAGGACCGGCUACACCACCCGACACAGUCUUUGAGCAAUGCCUCUUCGAAGACAACUCGUCGGGAGACCUUGCUCUGGCAGCGGCUGCUGUGGUGUACAAUGGUGGACACGUUCGAUUCGAAGACUGCGUUUUCAGGGGCAACACGGCCUUUGAAGGAGCGAUUGAUGUCCACGGUGGCACCGCAUCGUUUGAUAGCUGCGUAUUCGAAAGCAACGUAGCAACGGGCGACACGAAUUCGCUUGGCGGAGUUGUUUAUGCCUACGGUGAGAAUGGAAGUGCCAACAUCACCAAUUGCUGUUUCGUGGACAAUGAGGGAAUUUCCCUAGUAUUUCUACGAGGCGGUGCUACGAUCCUCCGAAACGUCAACAACUACGGAGACAACACCAUGCAGGUUGGCUGCAACGGGAUUCUGGACGAUGGAGAAAAUAUGUGUGGAGAAUUUUCAGCCAAUUCUUGUGGUCUCACCACGCCAAGUGCCACGCCCAGCUCUCCUCCAAGCGCGAUCCCGAGUUUGGUUCCCAGCUCUGGUCCCAGUGCGCUUCCAACAAUGUCGAAAGCACCAAGCAAUGCUCCCUCAUCUUCUCCUUCCUCUGCACCGUCCUCGAAUCCGACCAGCUCAAGCAAGCCAAGCAGUGAUCCAUCUGUUUCCCCGUCCGCGACGCCAUCUGGGUCACCGUCGUUUGAUCCUUCGAGCUCACCAAGCGUCUCUGCUGAGCCCUCCUUUGGUCCAACUGCAAUGCCAAGCAGUGCUCCCUCUAUGUUUCCUGCAAUUUAUCCUUCUGGGUCGCCGAGUGCUGUCCCAUCGAAGAAGCCCUCGCCUGCUGUCGAUGUCAUCUCUCCUGUGGCCCCGACCCCGACCAAGGGCCCAACCAAUGCCCCAGAAACGACACAGGCACCCACACCUCAGGGGAGCAAUCCAGGACAAGGCCGUAAUAGCGACAAAAGCGGGACCGCCUCGUCCAUGUCCCUUCAGAUUCUAGCUUCGGUGGGUGCAGUCGUGCUCACAAUUGCUUUUGUGUAAAGAGCCGAACAGCAGCAAUAUGGCCGACAUCGGCUUGUCAGUGGCGGACGAGUCAGCAGGUUGCAAGCGCUGCUGAAUGCUGAAUGAUGAUUCAAUCCGUUUGGUUCCCAGAAACAGUACCAGUACGGUUUCACCGUGGAUAGUGUUUAAGAAUUAGUCAAUACCAACAAAACUC
Molecule: messenger RNA, 1735 nt
Organism: Seminavis robusta
Lineage: Eukaryota; Bacillariophyta; Bacillariophyceae; Naviculales; Naviculaceae
Source: the annotation of a GenBank genome assembly